CUCUGGGAGGAGGAAGAGAAGGAGGAAGAGGAGGAGGAGGAGGGGGAGGAAGAGGAGAAAGGCGCAGGGGUGGGAGCUGUUGCCGAAGCUGCCACAGCAAAAGUUCUCCCCCCUCCCCCCUUCCCCUCCUCUUAAGGCCCCUAGAAAGGUUGAAGCUGCCGCCGCCUGCAGUUGGUGACCGCGCGACUCGGCACCCGCCCGCGGAUAGAGGGAGGAAUCAACAGCUUGGAAAUUCGGCCAAGUGAUCUGGCGGGAUGGGCAUUUGCCUGACCUAUUUUGUAGAGGAAUUGGAUGGCAUAAAUGAUUGAAGUGGUAUUGAGGGUCUCUGAAGCCUACGAAAGGUAGAAACUCAACCAUGAUUUCUUUUUCAACUCUACAGCAUUCCCUUCCUUGAAGUCUUCAUUUUUACGUUAGUCUCAGGCAUUUAUACUUAAGCAUGAACAUUGACGACAAACUGGAAGGAUUAUUUCUUAAAUGUGGCGGCAUAGACGAAAUGCAGUCUUCCAGGGCAAUGGUUGUAAUGGGUGGAGUGUCUGGCCAGUCUACUGUGUCUGGAGAGCUGCAGGAGUCGGUUCUUCAAGAUCGGAGUAUGCCUCACCAGGAGAUCCUUGCUGCAGAUGAAGUGUUACAAGAAAGUGAAAUGAGACAACAGGAUAUGAUAUCACAUGAUGAACUCAUGGUCCAUGAGGAAACAGUGAAAAAUGAUGAAGAGCAGAUGGAGACACAUGAAAGACUUCCUCAAGGACUACAGUAUGCACUUAAUGUCCCUAUAAGUGUAAAGCAGGAAAUUACUUUUACUGAUGUAUCUGAGCAACUGAUGAGAGACAAAAAACAAAUCAGAGAGCCAGUAGACUUGCAGAAAAAGAAGAAACGGAAACAACGUUCUCCUGCAAAAAUCCUUACAAUAAAUGAGGAUGGAUCACUUGGUUUGAAAACCCCUAAAUCUCACGUUUGUGAGCACUGCAAUGCUGCCUUUAGAACGAACUAUCACUUACAGAGACAUGUCUUCAUUCAUACAGGUGAAAAACCAUUUCAAUGUAGUCAAUGUGACAUGCGUUUCAUACAGAAGUACCUGCUACAGAGACAUGAGAAGAUUCAUACUGGUGAAAAACCAUUUCGCUGUGAUGAAUGUGGUAUGAGAUUCAUUCAAAAAUACCAUAUGGAAAGGCAUAAGAGAACUCAUAGUGGAGAAAAACCCUACCAGUGUGAAUACUGUUUACAGUAUUUUUCCAGAACAGAUCGUGUACUGAAACAUAAACGUAUGUGCCAUGAAAAUCAUGACAAAAAACUAAACAGAUGUGCCAUCAAAGGUGGCCUUCUGACAUCUGAGGAAGAUUCUGGCUUUUCUACAUCACCAAAAGAUAACUCACUGCCAAAAAAGAAAAGGCAGAAAACUGAGAAAAAAUCAUCUGGGAUGGACAAAGAGAGUUCUUUGGACAAAUCUGACCUGAAGAAAGACAAAAAUGAUUACUUGCCUCUUUACUCUUCAAGUACUAAAGUAAAAGAUGAGUAUAUGGUGGCAGAGUAUGCUGUUGAAAUGCCGCAUUCUUCAGUUGGGGGAUCGCAUUUAGAAGAUGCAUCAGGAGAAAUACAUCCACCUAAGUUGGUUCUCAAAAAAAUUAAUAGUAAGAGAAGUCUGAAACAGCCAUUGGAGCAAAAUCAAACAAUUUCGCCUUUAUCCACAUAUGAAGAGAGCAAAGUUUCAAAGUAUGCUUUUGAACUUGUGGACAAACAAGCUUUACUGGACUCAGAAGGCAAUGCUGACAUUGACCAGGUUGACAAUUUGCAAGAGGGGCCUAGUAAACCUGUGCACAGUAGCACUAAUUAUGAUGAUGCCAUGCAGUUUUUGAAGAAGAAGCGAUAUCUUCAGGCAGCAAGUAACAAUAGUAGGGAGUAUGCGCUGAAUGUGGGUACCAUAGCUUCUCAGCCUUCUGUAACACAGGCAGCUGUGGCAAGUGUCAUUGAUGAGAGUACUACAGCAUCCAUAUUAGAUUCACAGGCACUGAAUGUGGAGAUAAAAAGUAAUCAUGACAAAAAUGUUAUUCCAGAUGAGGUACUGCAGACUCUGUUGGAUCAUUAUUCUCAUAAAGCUAAUGGACAGCAUGAGAUAUCAUUCAGUGUUGCGGACACUGAGGUGACUUCUAGCAUAUCAAUAAACUCUUCUGAAGUACCUGAGGUUACCCAGUCGGAGAAUGUUGGAUCAAGCUCCCAAGCAUCCUCAUCAGAUAAAGCCAACAUGUUGCAGGAAUACUCAAAGUUUCUGCAGCAGGCUUUGGACAGAACUAGCCAAAAUGAUGCCUAUUUGAAUAGCCCGAGCCUUAACUUUGUGACCGAUAACCAGACCCUUCCAAAUCAGCCAGCAUUCUCUUCCAUAGACAAGCAAGUCUAUGCAGCCAUGCCCAUCAAUAGCUUUCGAUCAGGAAUGAAUUCUCCAUUAAGAACAACUCCAGAUAAGUCCCACUUUGGACUAAUAGUUGGUGAUUCACAGCACUCAUUUCCCUUUUCAGGUGAUGAGACAAACCAUGCUUCUGCCACAUCAACACAGGACUUUUUGGAUCAAGUGACUUCUCAGAAGAAAGCUGAGGCUCAGCCUGUCCACCAAGCUUACCAAAUGAGCUCUUUUGAACAACCCUUCCGUGCUCCAUAUCAUGGAUCCAGAGCUGGAAUAGCUACUCAGUUUAGCACUGCCAAUGGACAGGUGAACCUUCGGGGACCAGGGACAAGUGCAGAAUUUCCAGAAUUUCCCUUGGUGAAUGUAAAUGAUAAUAGAGCUGGGAUGACAUCCUCACCUGAUGCCACAACUGGCCAGACUUUUGGCUAAAAAAAUGUGUAAAUAAUACUGGCACUUUAGAACAGAUUAAUCAAGAGUGGGGUUACUCUGUGUAAAAUGGAGUGCUGUACAGAUUUAAGAGCAAUGCGUUAAAACAAGUUAAGCUGAUAUGAAUAGCAAGAUAAUCCAAUAACUGCAUUUUGUUUGGUUAGUCAGCAUUCUUUGAACUGCCUUACAUGUUGUCACCUUUAUAGAAGCAAUGCAUUAUUUGUUUUAGAUCAGAAACUUGCUAUUCCACCUACACCAAGUUUAAAAGGAAAAAAAAAAGACUUUCGCACAAUUGUUUCCUAACUGAUAAUAUUGUACAUUUUUAGGAGAUUAGUAAUUGUGUGAAAUUUACUCAUACUGUUUCUAAGUUUUUCAGCAUAGUCAUGGCACUUCAGCAGGGAAUCUGAGUAUACUUUAUAGACAGAGUGAACUUAAAAGUUUAAAUGUCAAGAGAUUAUGGCUUAAAUAAAUUAGUGUGUCCUAUAGGGGGAAAAAGGAAACCACCUUUUAAAAAGAAUGAUAUGCCAUAUACCCUUGAUCUUCAUUUUGCAUUAUAUUGACAUGUUUUUUUUUUUGAGAAAAAAAGUAAUAAAAAUCUGAUAGUCUAAGACUCCACUAUUUAAAAGCCUAAUUACUUUAAAAAUAUGCAUACUUUCAAAACUUUUACCAAAAUACAUAACUGUUGAAGCAUUCACUUCUCUAUGGAAGUAUGCAUAUUGGUGUCAGUUUCUUUGUACAGUUGUACCUAGAUAUUUUUUAUGAUUUUUCAUGUGCAAGUAUCAAGGUUUUGAAGUUUUAGUAAAAAGAUAUUCUGUAGAUUACAUUCCCAAGAACAUAAUGCUUAUACAAAAUGUAUAUUCCACAUUUUAAAGCUUAAUUGUAUUUUACUUUACAUAUACACUUCAGU
Messenger RNA from Mesoplodon densirostris (Blainville's beaked whale), 3725 nucleotides. RefSeq names its product zinc finger protein 148 (gene ZNF148). The transcript has 9 exons. Lineage: Eukaryota; Metazoa; Chordata; Mammalia; Artiodactyla; Ziphiidae. The coding region runs from base 437 to 2821 and encodes 794 amino acids. The record is from RefSeq and is a predicted model, not a curated record.